Messenger RNA from Peronospora belbahrii, 8133 nucleotides. The record is from the annotation of a GenBank genome assembly. Lineage: Eukaryota; Oomycota; Peronosporomycetes; Peronosporales; Peronosporaceae.
AUGGACUCCUCCAAGCGUAUUUUGGGAGAGACCAAGACACCACGUAAAGAAACAACAUGUACAGAUAUUAAACGUCUUGCCAAAUUCUUUGCAUCUGAUCGUCCACCACGUAAACGUUUACGUACAUUAUUAGAUUAUAUUAAACAUCCACCUGGUACUGAGACGACAUUAAAUACUACGGGCAACAUUGCAGUUGCCAUGCAGUCUUUAUUAUCUGGUACAACUUCCUCUUCUUCUUCUGCUGCUUCUUCUUCUACUUCUACAUCAUCUGCAUUCAAGGAUUUCAAUCAUCUUAAUGGUGGAACUCAUGCUCAAGCUGAACAUGCUGCAACAAUUGUUGAAUUUUGGGCUGAUGAGGCAAAUAGUGCACUUGUCUUUAGUGUCGUGAAUGAUUGUGUCACAGAGUUAGAGACAUUAUAUGCACCUCAUGAAACAGCGUUCCGUAAACAACGUCGAAAACCAUUGGAAGCAGAAGAUUGGAGUGAGAUUUUUGAAGGCUUGGAAGUUCUAUUACGUCAUAAUGUCAUGCGAUUACGUGAUGGAUGGAAUAAUAAAGGAUUGACCAUCCUAUUUGCGAAAUUACUUAAAAAAGAUAACCAUGCAAUGAUUAAGAAGUAUGCAUUUCGAUGUCUUGCAUUAUAUACGGACGCAACACGGAAUUUACAACAAUUAGCAGCCAUGCCAGUUACAAGUACAUCGAGUUUUCAAGUCUCGAGAGCUGGAAUUAUUCGUCUCAUGAGUGAUGAUAUUGAUAUUGGAAUUCAUGAAGAUAUGAUGAAAAAAGAUGAGAUGGGGAAAAGUAAUGCCACGUUACUUCAUGCUAUGCCGGAUCGAAAAACUAUUCAUCUUGAAUUAUUGCGGGAAAGUGUAGACUUUUCACCAUAUGGAGGAGGAAGUAUUAUGCUACCGGACAAGUUUUUGAAUGAAGGUGUUCAUGUGGAAGGAUGGAUGCGACCGAUGCCGACACAAGCAGAGGAACCAGUGGAUAUGCUAAAGUUUUUGAUGGAUUUAAGCUUAGAAAGAGAUGAUUCGUAUGGAAAAAAUGCAACACCUUUAUCGAUGAUGGGCAAAAGUACCGGUGGAAAUAGUGAUCGAUUCAUUUUCUGGGCAGAACUUAUUAUGAAGUUUUAUAUGCCAUUGUUGUACCCAAAGGUUUGUUUGAAGGUGAAGUUAAAAGAAGAAGGGGACACAUUGGGAUUUUUUCAUCAUUGUCCAGGCAGUUUUCAGCGAGUUGUUGCACGAUGGGUUUACAAACUGCGGUCGAGGGAAGAAUACAUGGAAGUCCUUUGGUCACGGCGUGAAUUUUCGGAGGUUGUCAUGGAAACGAUCCGCCAGCGAUUCGCGUAUCGAGAUACAGAGCUAGUGGGGGAUGCCAUAAAGUUCUACUCGGGCAUUUGUACUGGAACACAACAUGUUCCAUCGGGUAUGAAAGUCCAAAUAAACGAGGUCUCGAGGGCCAUGAUCUCCCACGUGUCGCAACUUUUUCAUCCAUCCGUUCAGCUAGAAGAUUCCAAGAUUUUAUUGCAUUGUAUCGAGCUGCUGGAACUCGUUUCCCAGCGGCGACUUGAUGACUACACGUCCACCUACCUGCGCAAAUUCGUGUUAUCUACGGUUGAUAAUUGUAUAAUGCUACGUGAACCAGGCAACCGUCCGGUGCUCACUGCAAUGCUGUCAAUUGUUUUGCAUGUUUGGAUGCACUCAGCAGUAGUCACGAAGACUAUAGGUGCCCAGGUCUGGAUGGAGUUGACCAUAGCUAUUCGGCGGUGGAUUGGAAAUCCUGCGGACCUGAAGGUUGUAGGGGCUGAAAUGAUUAAUUGUUGGAAGCGUGAGCUUAGGUUUGCGAGUUGUUUGCUCAUGUAUGUCAUGGACAAAGGGUACUCGUACCUAAAAGUGACGCCGGAAGGAGCCUUGCUUUUGUCUCAGCAUGAAGCAGGAGGGAAGAGCGAUAAGAUACCAGGAAGCGGAAAAUCGUUACGGGAGCUGAAGCAGGGAUAUCUUCAGUCAUCAGCAAACUUUCUUAUGAUGACAGUAGUUGAUGUAUCCGGCGCAACGUUGCUGCUGGACCGUGUGUUACAUCUUAUUCCGCCUCCAACAGUGUCGGCACUGACGCCCUCGAUGCAUUUGAAUUUAACCGAGGGUAUGCUACAGCUUGUGGAACUUUGGAUCGAAUCAGCUAUAGGAGCACAACGUGCUCAACCUUCGGACCUGCAGCAAAUUAGUCCAUCUACGGUUUUCGCACUAUUCGGCGAGUGGUUCUUGCCUGCGUGCGAACUGGAUGCUGUAGAGUUUCAGAACUCUCGCUGCAUUGCAAUUGUAGCACUGUGCAAGCUUUGCUCAGUGCGCUGCAUCAACAUGCUCACACGCAGUCAUCUUACAGUUGUCGCACGUGUUCUGUUCAAGGGGAUUACAUCUUCGUCUGGAGUGGUUGUAUCUACUGUGCUGCAAAAGUCGUCAGUUUUGUUUUCUAUGAAUCUUGAAGGUCUCAACAUUCUUGUGCCCGCAUAUUUGUACGCGGUUGAUGAAAUUAUAAUUGGCAACAUCUGGAAUCGAGCGACAAAGUCAAAUGUAAAGUCAUCGGAAUGGAACAAUGAGCUUAAUGCGGCGCUUGACGUGGUGUUUGCCAUUAUGGGAUUGCCCAAGAGAUUUCCAAAUCAAGAUUUUGUACGAUGGAAACACAAAAUUCAAGGUGUUUGCAGCGUUGGUGAGCUUGGUUUGAUGCAAAAUAUAAUGGAGGAGAUUCCAGACACGUUGGACGAUUUCCACGUGAUCGUGGGCCGCAUUCUUGUUCGAAUCGCCCAGCUUCCGUUCACCGAUAUCGUUAACAUAAAAAAGCGCGCACUGUGGGGGCUUUAUUGCCUUGUUGUGAUGAAUUUGAAGUCCUACAAGACGGGAGAACAGGUUGUGGACCCGAUUCAUCUUUCGGGGUGGGUUGUUUAUCUUGUGGAGGUAUGCCAAAAUGUUGAUUUCUCUAUUUCUACAACCGCGCUCACUAUUCUGCAAGACAUGUCGGAUUAUCACGAGGAGAUUAACGGUUUUGAUCCAUCUCUGGUGGCACGAAUUGUUAUGACGCUGGCAGUUUUUGCGCAGCAACAGGUCGAAGAGGCGUCAAUUGAAGUUCAAUCAGCAAUGGAGCGCAUAGGUGCAGCUGAUUUGUCGAGUGGAAACGACAGCUCGGCAACUAUGUCGGCAUCAUUUACUGGAUCGAGUCUUUUGGGUGGGACGAAUCUCUCAGCUAGUGCUGUGCGCCGGGGAAGCGACAAUCCUAGGGCUAGCCGAGUGGACAGCUCAAGUUCUGGUAAUUCUGGGGAAGCUACGGACGCGUUCAGCAAGCUGAAAAGUAAGCUGAAGUCUGGUGUUCAAAAUGCUCCUUCAUCUACGCCUUCCCCUACAACGAUUAGCCCUGCCACUGCUCGAUCAGCUUCGUUGGCUGCCCAACGAGAGCAGGACAUCCCGGCUCUUCGUCUGAUUGUACAGAAAACCAGUGCAAUAUUUGAGUGUCUUCGUUUCUGGAUCAUGCAUCGAACCGAGGUGCUUCAAGAUACGGACGUGAAAAAGCUGAUUUUUGGUGCGAUCGAAGCAGCUUUAGUAGGCACAUUGCCAGAUGGUGAAUGGCAGCGCGAGGUUGAGCGCGCGCGUACACUUGAGAGGCGUAUGUCGAUGCCUUUGUUGUUUUUAGGUUUGCAGAUGCGCGCGUCGCUUGACAACGAGCCGGGUCAUGCAUGGUUGAAGUGCUUUGAAGAGACUGCAGUAGCUGCAGAGGGGCUACUGAUGCACUUGCUUCACCAUAUCAAUGGGUUUCCGUCUCCAGCAGGCGUUGAUCAGAUGAUGUCUGAUUGCUCUGAGCUUUCUGAGCUGGAUGCUUUGCGUGAAAUUGGCGAUGAUGAACCGCGACCUGGCGCCAUGAGCUUUGUGUUCAUGGACUCAAUCGUGUUUAGUGUUGUUGGUAGUCUUGAUUCGCCAUGCGCGCGAUUUGUUGUACGAGACAUGACCGGUCUAUUCACGUGGGAGAUUACACCAGCCGUUAUGGCUCGCGGUGCCCAUUCGUCGACGGGAUGGAUUGGAGGAGAUGUAGCUGCAGCUAGCACUGCGAACAGCAAAGGCGCACCUGUAGAAAGAGAGCUGACGCUAGAGACGGAUGUAUUAGGCACGAAAUCAAUGACGCUGCACAGACCUACUGGUGCUGUGCAGGUGGAAUUCAAGCGCACCGAUGCCGUCGGCGGGACAUGCAAAACAUGUGGUGGAGAAAAAGUUGUGACGAAGCCUGCUGUAUCUGACGCGAAGAAUGUGCCUAAUGCUAUCAAACUCGAGGCCCGCCAAGUCUCUUGGGAGCAUGAACGAGAUGUUCUUUCCAACAAUGUAUGUCCAGUCGAAAGCAGUUAUGUAUUUCAUGACGAUGGACACACACCCGCAGGUUUCAAAGAAAAUGGCGAUGCAAAGAAAAAAGACAAGUCACGGUCAUCUGAAAUCGAUAAAAUGCCGGUAGGGGGAAACAAGGACGAUCGACAGGAGCGACUUGAGCGCAUCGCAAAGCAGCACGAAGACCGGAAUAAGUUGGGUAGUGCUGUACAGCCUGUACCUGAACCCCAAAAGAUAAUGUGUCAUUGCCCGCCACAAACUGAGUCGAAGUUUAAGCGCCGCACCACAACUACUAUCUGUGGCCUCUUUGACAUGUCUAUCAAUGAGCCAAACAUUGGCAGUUUGGACGAUGAACGGUGUCUAUUGGAUCUUGUUCUGGACAGCAUUCCAAUGAUAUUUCGCGAUUGUGGCGGUGACACGACGGACAAGACUCUACUAGGCGGAAGGUAUUCGAUGAUGCGGUACAACUUGAUGGACUUGUCACCUUCUUCAAGCCCUCUUCUGAUGGACUCAGCGGAAGCCCCUGGAUUCUCGUUCUUACAACGGCUAAUUCAUGAUGAAGAGUGCUACUCACAGUUGAAGCAUUUCUUGACAAAAGACGAUAACGCUGAAGGAAAAGAGCUUGUGGACUUUUGCGAUGCAGUUAAGAAAUACGAGCGCUCAUCGGUUCCAACGGAUCGCCUGGGUCAGGCUUGUGUCAUCUAUUGGGAAUUUAUGACAGUUGAUGGAGGCAAAAAAAUUGUUUUUCCUACCGCUGUAGCAACAGACAUUCAAGCCCAGAUUCACCAGGCCCAAACAGCCCUCAGAGCAGCGUCAACAACACCUGCGGAAGACUCGUCCGAGCCCACAUUCUUCCUCCCUGGUUCGCUCUUUGAGCGCGCGAUGAUAUUUGUUGAGAAUGAAGGCUUUAACAAGUCGGGGUUGCUAGAUAAGUAUGUGGCAGCACUGGACCAACCGCCUCCAGCUUCAAUGACAGCAGGUAGCGGUAAAAGCUCCAGCACACCAUCCAUCCCACCCCAACUUGCUCUUUUUGACGCGUUCUCGAUAACGGAAGUAAACGCCCGAGUAUCCCAUUUGGCCUUACAGAAGCGCAACGCAGACGAGCAAUUGGGACGAAUGACGAGGCCGGGCAAGACAGCAGCCGAGCGCUUGCUUACAACCUCAAAUGGCAGCCUGAAAGACAGUCGUGUGAGCGCGUUAGAUAUUUGCCGGCUAUUCCUGUCGCAAGCAGGACUGUUGCCAUCCCCUGAUGGCGAAUCGAAAAAGAAAUCGACGCUUAGGUUGCUUGAACAUGGACCAAAGCUUGAGCGGUCGUUAAAGCACUUGGACAAGAGCCCAACACGUGAGACAAUGAAGCUAGGCGUCAUUUAUGUGGGUAAACGCCAACAAACUCAACAGGAAAUUCUUCAUAACGAGAAGGGUAGUCGCGCCUACGAGCUGUUCUUGUCGCAACUGGGCUGGAAGGUGGAUAUGCAAACUCACCGUGGUUUUGUGGGUGGUCUCGAUACAAACCCGAAAAGCUUGUCGAACGGAAAAACAACGCUGUAUUAUGCAAGCUCUCACAGUGAAGUGGUUUAUCACGUAGUUACAAUGAUGCCUACAAAGCCGUCAGACCCACAGCAAAUUGACAAGAAACGACAUGUGGGUAAUGAUUAUGUGCAUAUUGUCUGGAACGACAACGCAAGCCAGAGCUAUGAUCCAUCAACCAUCACAAGCCACUUCAACGACGUGCAGAUUGUGAUCUAUCCCCUCCGAAAGGCGCAACGUGGCUUAUUCUUGAUCAAGAUACACAUCAAGGAUAAGGUGCCUCCUUUUGGACCACUGCAAUCUGGCAUGGUGAUUCAUCAGGCCGAUCUCGCGCGGCUUGUGCGCCAGACGGCCAUGAACGCAAACCGAGUGUGUCGCUCUCAGACAACAUUGUAUGUACGACCAUACCCAACGCGAAAAAAGCUGGUGGAUGAAAUUGUCGAACGUGACACUGUUUUGAACAUGGUAGACGAAACGGUGGAUCCUCGAAAUACAGUCAUGUCAAGUGAUUUGACGACAAGGACAGCUAAUAAUAGGAGCGAUACGAUGACGGUCACGCAUUCAAAUGAUAAAAGGACGGAAGGCUCUACGAUAAAAACGAUUUGGAACGAGAAAGGAGAAGAAAGUGAUAGGAAUUAUAAUGAGAACGUCGAGUUAAGGACAAUGAAAGAGUCUAGAAAUCAGGACGAGAUACCUACAACAAAGUCGAGUGGGGUGGCACCGGAAGCUUUGGUGACGAAGAGCUCGACGAAGAAAACAGUAGCAACCAAUGACGGAACAGAAGCAGAAGCAAGAGUUAAUGGUGAAGUAUCAAACGUGGCACCGACGAUAGCACCACUAUUCGUACGAUCAAGUCCGACAAUAUCGAUCUCAGCACCGACUCCGUCACCACUGAUAUCAUUACCGACUCAGCCACCACCGACCUCAGCACCGACUGAGACCCCAGUGGAGUUUUCAAAAUCGAGUGACAUCAAAAUGACGGGCUUAGCUACGACACAAGCAGUAGAUGAUGCAUAUUCACAACAGCCUGGUAAGCCAAUGCCUACAGCACAGACUAGUUCUGGUUUACCAGAUAAUGACUUUAUCAAUCCUGAGACUGACAUGUCGGGAUCGAUCUCUGCAGGUGCAGUGGUUAUUCCCUCAGAGAAGGGUAACGCUUUGCCACUUACCAUAACGGCCACUCAAGCAGUACAAACAGGCAGUGCCGAUUUACCGUUAGUUGCCUCCUCUAUUGUUAAGACCGACGAGCCAACCAUAUCACCAGCUUCCUUCGACUCAAAAAGCAGCAAUGACACAGAGACGUUAUCUUCAGCAAGCGGGAGUGGAAGUACUAUUAAGGCUACUAUUCCAGGACAGGUUCACGUAAGCCCAAGUGUUGACGUAAGUUUGAAGGAGCCUUCAAAAGUUGCCGAUACGAAAAGCUCGAGUUUAUUUCAUUCUGAAGGCGUGACGAUGGAAAAGGAAGCAAGCAACAACAAAUAUUUUAGCACAGACUGUUCCAAAGACGGCUCAAGGGAAAACUCUAGUAGUGAUAUAACGCAGAGGAACGAUGGCGUCAACAGCAAUCUUGGAGGUCUUCUUGUUCGUCCUGGUGGUGUGUCAGAUGUGAAUACAAGCUCCGCCAGUUAUUACAGCUUAGGCACAGGAUCGAUCUUUGCUAUUAUUGGUGUCGUUGCGGGUAUAUUGGGACUCCUGAUGGUGUUUGUCGCGUCAAGCCGGAAAAAGUCUCGUGCUGAAGAUGAUGAGAGUCGUCUUUCGUUAGGUAACAAUAUGGAAAUGAACUCGGUUGCUCGGCUCUCUCCGACCUUCAUGGAGGACAAUAUGACUUCGGAGAAUGGCUGCAACGGCACCGCUUUUAUGGCUGCAGUGCCCUCGUAUCAGCACGACGGUACGUUUUCAGCAAGGACCGAUACGAUGGACCGCGGUCAUACGAUGGCAGCCAAUCAUUCUCGUGUCAUUAGCGCUCGAAGCUGUGUGCCAUCCACGCGUAGCUUCAACGGGGACAUAGACACUUUAAACGUGCGAAUGUCUGCGCUCUACUCAUCAGGAUCAUCCAUGACAAGUAGCAGUGAAGUUAGCGGUUCAUGGAGCUCCGUGCUUGUUUCGGAUACAGAGCGCUAUACUUCGCGUAAUACGCGCGACACGUCGCUCAGUGCGUGGUCUGCUACCAACUCAUCACCCUUUGGGAGCACUGCUGCGAGUGGCACGUCUGGAAAGUUUGGUAGGACUCGACCGUCUACCACUGAUUGA